CAAAAAACUGAAUCCUUGUAAUAAUUUUCUUUGUUCUUUUAAAUCUUUUUUGCUUGUUUGCAAGGGGAUAUUUUUAUAGCAAUUCUUGGGUUUUGUCCUUUAUAUUAAUUUCCCUUUGACUUUCUAGUCUUUUGACUCUUUUAUUUUACACACUAUUCUUUUUAUUUUGACAGUUGCUGUUCUUGUCCGUUAUAAAUUGUGUAUUUGAUUCUGCCUACGCACUCUCACUUCCUCUCUUUUUUCGCUCUGUUUCGUUCUUGUUUUAUUUGUCUUCAACAAACUUAAACUCAUACUCAUAUACACUUACAAAAUUUUCAAAAUUUCCUAUUUCAACUCUAUAUAUCCACGAAAAAAACUAGCAAAUUCUCUAGCAUCUUGUGUAUCCCGCCUCUUAACAAGAAAGCUAUUUUUCAUUUCAUUUUUCUAUUUUUCUAUUUUUCUUUUCUAUUCAUUUUAUAUCUUUCACAAAAAACUACAGCCUGUUGACCAUGUCGGACGAGAUAUCAUUCAAAGUCUCUGCAAUGAAUAUCAGCCAGGCAUCGGAGACAGCAGCGGCAGUGACCAAGGAAAAAUACGCCAUCGACGAGUCGCUCUUCGACAUGCUCGUGGACAAAGCCAGCAGCAAUGCGCCCAAUGACAUUACUGACGACACACCCGAGUCAAUGGAAACCGAGCGUGCACUCAAGCAGCGGCUUCUGGCUCCAACCACAGAUGACCUAGAGUACCUGGCCAAGCUCCUUGCCAAUCGGCUAGACGAGGGCCAGGGCGAGAUAAUGCUGGAGGUCGGCGGAUGCGAGGGCGAGUUUUCAAUGGCUCUGAUUGACUCCGAUGUCUCCGCCGUCACCGUUGCGUUGGGCAAAGCUGCCGAACUUUCGUCGGUGGACGCGUUUGUCCAGCUACUGUAUGACAGUGGGGCGGCUGCAGGGUCGCCCUCGAUGGCUCAGCAGGUGCGCACAGCCUACUAUUUGGUCCGGCGCAAACCGAGCGGCGUCGAGCAUAUGCUCGAGGUGCGCGUUGCUGUGGUCGGCAACGUCGACGCCGGCAAAAGCACAAUGCUGGGCGUGUUGACCCAGGGCCAUCUCGACGACGGGCGCGGCAAAGCGCGUGUGGCACUGUUCCGGCACCAGCACGAGCUCGACUCUGGACGCACAUCGUCGGUUGGGCUGGAGAUCCUUGGCUUUGACAAAAUAUCAGGUGCGCCUGUCCGCCACACAACCGACAACCACCGACGUCUGGGCUGGGACGCAGUCUGCAGGCGGUCAUCCAAGCUUGUAUCCUUCUUGGACCUGGCCGGGCACGAAAAAUACUUGAAAACAACGGUAUUUGGUAUGGCUGGCGGGGCGCCUGACUUUGUCAUGCUGAUGGUGGCGGCUAACGCGGGACUGACCGGAAUGGCGCGCGAGCAUCUGGGGCUGGCCCUGGCCCUGAACAUCCCGGUCUUCGUCAUCAUCACCAAAAUCGACAUGUGUCCGCCAAACGUCCUCGACGCAACGCUGAAGGAGCUCACUCGGGUGCUGCGCAGCUCUGGGUGCCGCAAGAUCCCAAUUGCCGUGAAGGACCGCGCGUCGGUCGUUAUGGCGGCGUCCAAGUGCAUCAACCAGCGGGUGUGCCCGGUGUUCCAGAUCAGCAACGUGACCGGCGAGGGGGUCGAUUGCCUGCAGACUUUCCUCAACAUCCUGCCGAUCAACUGCAACGUGCAGAUGCAUUUCGACAUCAACGAGGUGUUUGCCGUUCCCUUUGUCGGCACAGUUGUCUCGGGCAUUGUCACCAGAGGCACAAUGCGUCCCAACGACAACGUGUGGAUUGGCCCAGACUUUAACGGCAACUUCUCCUCUGCUGUGGUCAAAACCGUUCACCGCAAGCGCGUCGAGGUGCAGACCGCAUACGCCGGCCAGAGUGUCUCGAUGGUCCUGAAAAAGGUUAUGCGGUCGCAGGUGCGCAAGGGGAUGGUGUUGUUAGGCAAGCUGGCAAGCGGCGGGGCCGAGAUGGCCUGCCCGCAGCAGCUAUCCAGGACGUUCGAGGCUGAGAUUGUUGUCCUGUACCAUUCGACGACAAUCACAAAAAAGUACCAGGCCAUGGUCCACUGCGGCUCCGUGCGGCAGACUGCCCGGGUGCUGUCCAUUGAGCAUGCCGACAGCAACAACGAGUCGUUGCUGCGCACGGGUGACCGGGCAAGGGUUGUCUUCCAGUUUAUCAGGCACCCCGAGUUCAUUGCCGCUGACAGCCGGCUGAUUUUCCGCGAGGGCCGCACUAAGGGCCUGGGUAAGGUUUUGCGUAUUCUGGAUAGGGCCGAGGAGCGCAACGCUGUGUUCAAGGCCACAGAUGGCACCAUGGCGUUUGACCAGCGCUCAAUAAAGGCGCAUCGCGAGGCCAUGCGCCACAAAAACGCCCAGGCGGUAGCUUCAGGGUCAGAUAAGAAGAAGAAGAAAAAGAGAAGUGCCGCUGCUGCUGCUGCCGCUGCCGCUGCUUCUGCUGCUGCCGCUGCUUCUGCUCCUGCUCCUGCUCCUGCUCCUGCUCCUGCUGCCGCCAGCAAUAACAGCACUGCCAACGCACCCAAGAUAUCUGCGAAUUAA
Kickxella alabastrina is the source of this 2573-nucleotide messenger RNA. RefSeq names its product P-loop containing nucleoside triphosphate hydrolase protein. Gene Ontology annotation, molecular function: GTP binding; GTPase activity; translation elongation factor activity. Gene Ontology annotation, biological process: translational elongation. The coding region runs from base 489 to 2573 and encodes 694 amino acids. The record is from RefSeq and is a predicted model, not a curated record. The transcript has 3 exons. Lineage: Eukaryota; Fungi; Kickxellomycota; Kickxellomycetes; Kickxellales; Kickxellaceae.